GGGUUAACGAUGGUUGCCAGGAGCCCGUUUGGCGCGACACUUGGGACCAGAGAGACUAGUGGACAGGAAAGCUGGGCUGGGAGCGGGUUCCGCUCCGCCCCACCAGCACCCUUGUAGGCUGCCUGGGGCCUGGGGCCCCUUGUCCAACCAACCCUAGCGCCCGGGCCUCCAACACGGCCUCAGGCUCUGGGGUCAGCGGUCUCCGAAUCCUAACCCUCUUUCAACCCCCGCACCCCUACUAGUACCUGGUUACCAUGGUGAAGCUAGCAGCCAAAUGCAUCCUAGCAGGAGACCCAGCUGUAGGCAAGACAGCCCUGGUGCAGAUGUUCCGCAGUGAUGGGACCCAUUUCCAGAAGAACUACACUCUGACAACAGGCGUGGACUUGGUGGUGAAGACGGUGCCAGUUCUUGACACAACUGACAGUGUGGAACUCUUCAUUUUUGACUCAGCCGGCAAGGAGUUGUUCUCUGAAAUGCUGGAUAAAUUGUGGGAGAGCCCCAACAUCUUGUGUCUCGUCUAUGAUGUGACCAACGAGCAGUCCUUCAUCAGCUGCACCAAGUGGCUGGAGAAGAUCCGGGCCCAGGCUCCAGGUACCACCCUCCCAGGCGUUUUAGUGGGAACUAAGACCGACCUGGCUGGCCGACGAACAGUGGAUUCUGCACAGGCCCAGGCAUGGGCGCUGGGCCAAGGCCUGGAAUUCUUUGAAACAUCUGUGAAGGAGAUGGACAACUACGAGGCCCCGUUCCACUGUCUGGCCAAGCUCUUCCACCAGCUGUACCGGGAGAAGGUGGACAUGUUCCAUACCCUGGUGUGAGGGUAACGUAGACUGCCCCAUGGGGCUGGCCGGGCUGGGCUGGGCUCAGCUGCUGCGAGCCUAGCGGACAUUCAUCUUCAUAGGAGACAGAAGAUGGAAUAGCCUGGAACUUCUCAACAUCACCGUAGCUUUUAAUAAACCAAGGAGAAAGAAUGGC
This is a messenger RNA of Acomys russatus (golden spiny mouse), 972 nucleotides long. It is a transcript of the gene Ift27, whose product is annotated as intraflagellar transport 27. Gene Ontology annotation, molecular function: GTP binding; GTPase activity. The coding region runs from base 255 to 815 and encodes 186 amino acids. The record is from RefSeq and is a predicted model, not a curated record. Gene Ontology annotation, cellular component: Golgi apparatus. The transcript has 7 exons. Lineage: Eukaryota; Metazoa; Chordata; Mammalia; Rodentia; Muridae.